UUGCGUUCCAGGUGAUGCAGGAUGGGGAACCUGCUCAGGCUGCUUGCGCGGGACGAGACCGGCAACAGCUGCUGCUCGCACCAGAAGUACGACGUCUUCUUAGACUUCGAGAACGCGUCGCCGAGCGAAGCUGAGGCCGACCUGUACAAGGACGUGGCCCGGGUGCUGCAGGUGUCCCAGGAGAUCAUCCAGGAACUCCACCAGUACAAGGGAGCCGCCAAGGAGAUCAGAGAGGCCAUCAGCGAUCCCGGCGACGACUACCAGCGGCGGGCGUGGGAGACGGUGACGCCGCUCGUCCAGAAGCUCAAACAGUUCUACCUUUUCUCCAAUGACAUCGAGGUGAUCGUGCCGCGGAUCCUUGCUGAAUUAUGUGGGCCAGAAGUAACUCCAACACAACACCUGGAGACACAGCAAGCACUUGUCAAACAGUUUGCGGAGAUUCUGGAGUUUACACUCAAGUUUGACGAGCUUAAGAUGACAACCCCAGCUAUCCAGAACGAUUUCAGCUACUACCGACGCACAGUCAUGAGGGGCAAGCUAGAGUCCAACAAUGGUACGGACCCUGGGGAGGACGACGUAACCAUUGACCACCAACUGGCAAAUAAAAUGAGUCUCUUCUAUGCUAACUCCACGCCCAUGCUUAAGAUCCUCAGUGAAGCUACUUCGAAAUUUGUAACCGAGCACAAAGAGAUUCCCCUUGAGAAUACCACAGAAACCCUUGGCACCAUGGCCAAGGUCUGCCAGAGAAUGUUGGAGAAUCCAGACUUAAUAGCAAGAUUCAGGCGAGAGGAAACACAACUUUUCAUCCUCCGCGUGAUGGUUGCCCUGAUCAUUCUGUACGACCAUGUUCACCCCCACGGUGCUUUCGUUAAGGCUUCCAAUGUUGAUGUGAAAGGUUGUGUGAAGGUUCUGAAGGACCAGCCUGCAUCCAGCUCAGAGAACUUACUUAAUGCCCUCAGAUAUACGACCAAGCACCUUAAUGAUGAGAAUACGCCAAAGCAGAUCAAGACUUUAUUGUCAGUAUAACACCACAAUCCUAGUAUUAUGUAGAUUGGUCAGUGGGGUUGAAGUGUUGACUCCUGUUGUGUGUUCCCUAGGCAGACACCCACUGUUUCAUGCAUAUCUCUCUUAGGGGAGUCUAAACUAGAAUGAUAUAUAAACUCUUUUGUCAGUUAUGGCUCUUAAACAUGUUUGUUUUAGAGAGGAGUUGUUGGGAUGUUUCUUUAUGAGUAUUUAAAGAAGAAAAAAAAGAAUGGUUCUCAUUUUCUUUCAGAAUAUUUGCUAAUAGAGCAUUUAAGAUGUAUAAAUUCCCCCACUUUUUUCACUGAUCCAUGGUGAAUCAUACUUUCCACUUGGGUCUUUAUAUAAAGUCAUUUAAUCAUUUGAUGUUGCAAUAUUUUAGUGUCCGGUAAUUGGAGAUACAUUGAUAUUCACAAUGAAAUCAUUCAGGAAGGAAUACAAGAUUUUAUUAUUGUUUCAACUUACAACUGACUCACAUAUUGGAAAUUGGUGUAAAAUUGUAGUGGAAUUGUCUCUUUGGAAUAUGAGUUUAAAGUGGUUAGGUUACCAUCUGCUCAGUUUAUAGUUUAAGAGUAAAUUACUACCAAAGGUAGUUAUGUAUAUAAUAAAGCAAACCUGUGUUCAUUCAGUUAUAGAAGAUAAACCCCCCCCCACCAACAGUACAUAAUUACCUCAUGUACGCAGAUCAUAUUUCUAAGAAUAUCAAUGGAAGGAUUCCGUCUCACAGUGGACUUAAUUUCUUGCCCCUGCUUUUGGUUGGGCCCUGCCUUGAAUUAUGCUCUUCCAAGUCACAGCAGCAGAAAGUGGACUAGGUCUUGGAGUUAAAAUUGUCUAAGUAUGUACACAGUAAUAUGAUUUAUAGAUGAGAGUAUCCUAGAUUAAGAAUUAGCCAGUCACCCUUGCAGUGUACAAGGCUUUGGACGGUUAUAGGUAUUGCAAAUCACCGCACGAAGUACAAAGACUUGAAUAAAGUCUCGUCAUGAAGCACAAAGAGAAAGAGCAUUGUGCAUGAUGCUGCAUGUGUAAUUUUGAGGUCAGCUUAAGUAAGGAGGAAGAUUAUGCCGGCUGAACUGUAUCCCAAUGCACCAACAGCAUUUAGAUCUUUGUCAUAACAGUAACAAAUUGAGUUAGUGUUGUAUUUUUUCACAUCAUGCUUUGAGUUUAGAUAAUUACACUUUUCCAAGAAAAAUUCUACUUUCAUUGGUCUUCAGGUCUAGUGAAAGUUGUAUUCAACACUCAUGUAUAUAGAUAUAAAUAAUCGUAUAAAUAUAUAUAUAUAUAAAGAGAUAUAUAGUGCAUUGUUUAUAAGUCAUACAGCCACUGAUAUUAUAAUGACCAUAGUCAUUGUUUACACUUGAAAAAUUGUUUGUGAUAUACAAUAUAGGAAAAGAUUUCAGGAAGAUAAUUUCUCUAAUGUUAGUCACAAUUUGUAUAGAAUAGAGACCAAGUUCAUUUAUGUAGUUGAAUUGAGAGUUGAAGGAUAUUGGAAAGGAAAUCCAGCGACAUAUUGUCUUUUAUAAAGAUCAUUCUUGGAAGAGGCUUCUUUUUUUUCUUUACUUUUAAAAAAUUAUUUGUAUAAUAUAGUUUCAAGACAAUGUUGAGUUUGUUAUCAAGGCAUAUAUAUAUGGGUUAUCUAGUUUUUAUGGAUGCUUUUGAUAUUAUUGUUACUGUUGUUCUUCACAAUUUCUACUUACUCUUAAGAACACAGCUCACAUGCAUUGGUCACAAAGGUUACUCAGAGCUUAGCAGAACAGCUAGAAUACUAGGACAGUAGGACCUGUAAUUUUACUGGCAUGCUUCGGGUGUAUGGUUUUAUAUCUAUGAAUUCCUCAAGUAGUCAUUACCAGUUACAUUUUGCCUGAAAUAAGUCAGUGAUAGUUUUAACUCUCUUAUGGUUCUUCAGGUUGUGAACCUUUCCUUUGAAUACUCUCCACCUCUUGAAGUCUGUCUCGUGGCUCGGAAUGAAAAUUUCUUCCCAGGGAUUGAUGUACGUUGAUUUGCUAGUCUGUCAUAAUGAAGACCGUAAUUUCCCCCAUCCCACACACUCCGAACCAAAGCCUUGAAUUUAGUGAUGGAUAUUUGCUGUAACACUGCCAUCUUGGCCUAUAUUUGAUCAUGUACGUUGAGCAAUAUAUCGGUAUAUGAUGGGUUUCAGCUGAAUUUUAUAGGGAUAGGCAGGUUUUGUAUUUAACAUAGGUACUGAUUUGGCUUUGUACAAUGCAUUAUACAACAUUUACAAAGAACACCUUUUUUCCACUGGAGAAUUAAGCUCUUCUCGUUUUACAGUGCACUCAACAGCACAAAUAGAAUACAGUUUUAAGCAGGGUUCUGUAGUCUCUUUAUACACAGGUAACUUUUUACAUAGUUCUGAUGACUAUUAUUGCAUACUUUUUUCAUUGUUUCCUUUAACAAUUAUAAAUGUUUAGUUGAGUUGAAAAGUAAAUAUAUAUGAUUUUAGAAUAAACUCCAUUGAAGUAUGUAUACAAAUUAUACAGCAUAACACUUUUUACACUUUUUUACUUUUCUACCUGCAUUGUUUUUGUAAAAGAAGUGCGAGGGGGAGUGACGUGGGACUUUCAGAACAGCUGAUAUUUAACUCCUGUAAGACUGUUCUUAUCACCCAACUGUUACAUACAUCCUGGUGAUCUGCCUUUGAACCCCCCACAGUGUACAUAAUCUUCAUUUAGAAAAUCUUUACCAACAGUUACAUGUUAAUCACCAAAAAGCAUACAAUUAGAAUCCUUUUUUGUCUCAUAAUAAUUACGUUUCGUGUGUAUAACCUGACAGCCUUAGUAUGGUAUUCCAGAUAUGUGGUAAAUAUAUUAUUUGAUAUGGAAAUCCCUAUCAUUAAAUAUCUGUGUAAGAUCUAAGAUAUUUGUGUGUAACCUGUUUCAUACUUUAUCCCAUUUUCAAGGUUUAUUAUCUCAUAUAAUGAACUUUUAAAAAUCAAACAAGUAAAAAGAGUAUAAGUUGGGUAAUUAAUGAGAAUUUGUUACUUCUUCUAACUUGUUUGUGUAAAAAAAGAUGAAAAAAAAAGGAAUUUGUGGAAGUAAAUAAUUAGAAUAACAUGUAUAUCAGUAUUGUCCGUGUCGCAGUGUCUCUGAAAGUAUAUACUGGAGUGAUUUCAUUUAGUCACUUUACCAUAACCUGUAUGACAAAGUGUUUGAAAAACAGAAGUAUUGUAUAACCUGCCACAGGUUAAUAAUGGGCCUAUAGCCAGCAGUGUAUGCCUCUAGUUGGUGUUUUGUGACAUGUACAUAAUGAUAAGUGUUCUCAGUGUAACCAAAGUCUUCUUGAUGAGGAUAACACUUAAUCUCUAGCAUACAAAGUGGAAUAUCUGUAGGAAAGUUAUGUUUAUUCCUAUGUUUUAUUCUUUUUCCAUUGCAAUUUGUAGUGAUGCAGGGUGGGAGGAAACUUUUAAGAUAUCAUAGUGAAGCAUUUUUAAUUGAUUGCUGUAAUUUUAUGGUAGGAUGCAUCCAGGUAAAUUAUGAAAUAAACUUUGUAUAUUCAUAGGUCUCAUAGACCCAUGACAACGCAAUUUUUGGUCUGGUGCAAGAAGAGCAAAUGUUGCAUAGGUAUGUGUGUAUAAUUUUAUUAAACAUUUGUUUGAGA
This is a messenger RNA of Penaeus vannamei (Pacific white shrimp), 4632 nucleotides long. RefSeq names its product CYFIP-related Rac1 interactor B. The record is from RefSeq and is a predicted model, not a curated record. Gene Ontology annotation, biological process: regulation of actin filament polymerization. Gene Ontology annotation, molecular function: small GTPase binding. NCBI's taxonomy places the organism in Eukaryota, Metazoa, Arthropoda, Malacostraca, Decapoda, Penaeidae.